Oryzias melastigma (Indian medaka) is the source of this 1384-nucleotide messenger RNA. RefSeq names its product alpha-1,3-galactosyltransferase 2. Gene Ontology annotation, biological process: carbohydrate metabolic process. Gene Ontology annotation, molecular function: hexosyltransferase activity. Bases 209 to 1105 code for a protein of 298 amino acids. NCBI's taxonomy places the organism in Eukaryota, Metazoa, Chordata, Actinopteri, Beloniformes, Adrianichthyidae. Gene Ontology annotation, cellular component: membrane; Golgi apparatus; vesicle. The record is from RefSeq and is a predicted model, not a curated record. The transcript has 4 exons.
AUGUUUACACUUUACAACAUUUUUUUAUAUUUUUUUCUUUGUUUUUGGAAUUUCAGAGUAAAUUGAUGUUUAAAUGCUUUUCACCUGUUGAUACAGGAUAAUCCCCAGGACACGGAGUGUUUGGGUCUGGGGCCUUUCCCUAAUAAGCGCCCUCUGCAUUGUCUUCAUCAGCAUUCCAACAUUAAAAUUUCUGUGCAGUUUCCUGCCGAUGGAAAAAUGUUCUUUGGAGAGUUCAAGGAUGCUGAACCUAGACAACAGAAUUGAUGCCAACUUGGAUCUUUUUUCAAGACAAGAUGUACAGACGUGCACAACUUGGAAAGCUCCAAUCAUCUGGCAGGGAAUGUUUAAACCUGAUGAUUACGACCAGGAGCACAAAUCACAAGGAUCUUCUGUUGCUCUGACUGUGUUUGCUAUUGGAAGGUACUUGGAUGUCUACCUCAAAGACUUCCUGGACUCGUCAGAGCAGCACUUCAUGCUGGGCUUACCUGUGACGUACUAUGUCUUCACGGACACUCCAGAGAAGGUGCCGAACAUCAAACUGGACCCUCAGCGAAGCCUAAAAAUAAUCCAAGUAGAAAGGCACAAGAGGUGGCAAGACAUCUCAAUGAUGCGAAUGAAGUCUAUAUCCGACCAAAUAGAGUCCGAUAUUCGCCACCACUCCACACACGUCUUCUGUUUUGAUGUCGAUCAGCUGUUUACCGGGAGAUUCGGCCCUGAGGCUCUGGGAGAGUCAGUCGCUCUGCUCCACGCUCACUUCUACCGCCUGCCAAAGUGGUUAUUCACCUAUGACCAGAACCCAAAGUCCAGUGCAUACUUGGCGACGGGGGAUUUUUACUACCACGCGGCAGUUUUCGGAGGCUCCUGGAGAAACGUAAAGGCCUUGGCCGAUGCCUGCCACAAAAGCAUCAUGGAGGAUAAGCAGAACAACGUGGAGGCUAUCUGGCACGACGAAAGCCAUCUGAACAAGUACUUCUGGCUCCACAAACCCAGCAGGGUUCUGUCUCCAGAGUUCUGCUGGGACGCCAGUAUAGGAAAAAGAAGCGACAUUCAGGUCCGCAGACUGAUGUGGGCACCAAAGUAUUACAACAAACUACGCAUAGCUUAGGUUUUCUGUUGACAACUAUUUAAAUAUCCUGUGCUUUUAGCAUGUUGUUGUGGCAUUUUUCUCAUCAUGGAGGACAUAUAAUAAGAAAAUUGGUUUUAACAUUGGAUUUUCUUAGUAUUCAAAUCGCUGUGAAUCAGGAGCAGACAAAAAGAUUGUAGCGAUGACAAAGACGCUACAACAAGAAGACACAAGCUUCCUGUUUUCCGAGCUGACUCAAACUGUACGACUGGAAAGCUGCAAUAUUGGUUAUUUUUGUUGCACCGUUAAUGUCAUUUGGGA